GCCAACUAUCGCAUGUCCGGCCGAAACAACCCUGCUGCUUGGCUUGCAGGAAGAAUGUGUAAUUAUUACGAAAAGAAGAGUCAAAUGGAAGCGGAAAUAUAGUGGAAAACGAUUUGUGAAAGUGCAGCUGUGCACCGUCGCACCAAGUGAAAAGUGUGAAAGAGAACUGGCGUUCAAAGAGGAAUCGGACAAAAACAAACCCCACUUGGCCGCACAUUGGAAAUUAAAGCAGAUACGUUCCUGCCUACGCGCUUCGAAAUCUUAAGAGACUGAGUGACUGAGGGCCUGAGGAGGAGGCUUUCGCACAUCCUCAUUCUCGCCAGGCGCCGAGAUGGGCAAGCGCCUUCAACUGGAACGCCCGCCCACGGACCGCAGUGCUCGCAAGCGCAAGCGGUCGGCUAUCAAGGCCGCCGCAAAGUGCCCGCGCCUAAGCGGCGGAUCGAACAGCGCAAAUGGCUUCGAUUUUCAUGAGAACGAUGACGAGGAGUCCUCAUCCUCGUCGGGCUCGGCAGGUUGCGGCGACGGUGCCACCAGCAUGGAUGUGGUCGUCACCCCUACACUGAUGCAUACACCACAGGCACGCAGUCUGCUUCUUACCGGCGCCAGCUUUGCCAGCGACCAAAACAACUCGAGCGCCACGGAGUCGCCGCGUCCAGUUUACACACUCCGGCCUUCGGUGGUGAAUGGCACCAUCCUGCGAGAUCUGCUUUCAAAGGCCUGGCGCUUGGGAAGACCCAUAGGCAAAGGCAACUUUGGCGAAAUCUUCUUGGCCUCGGACGACACAGUCUGCCCGGCUAGCUCGGAUACCGCCAAGUAUGUAGUCAAGAUUGAGCCGCACUCCAAUGGACCCCUUUUCGUAGAGAUCCACUGUCUGAUCAACACCUCCCGAGCAAAGGAAAUAUCCGAUGGCGCGGAGGAAGCUGGCGCCAACCUACCGGUCCCACAGACCCAUGGCCUCAGCCAGGGUCCGCCUAGCGGGAUACCCAGCUACAUUGCCUCGGGUACGCACUUCUUCGGAGAUGCCCGCUAUCGCUUCCUGGUGCUGCCCCGCUUCGAUCGCGACCUACACUCGCUGAUCAAGAACUCGCGGGUGCAGCAAAAGUCCCUGCUAGUGCUCGCCAUUCACAUCCUCAAUGUGCUGGAGAAUCUGCACGACAAGGGCUACUGCCACAACGACAUCAAGGCCCAGAAUCUGAUGGUCUCCAAGUGCAAGUACCUCAAGAGGCAGGCGAUUCCCAAGGGCAAGGGCAACGGUUACGAUGAGCACUACGAGGAGAAGCAGCAGACCACGGACAGUGGCAACAGCUCGGAGCAGGAGACCAACGACGACGAGUACUACCUGAAGAGCGAGAAGUUUGCCCUGAAGCGGAUAGCAGACAUUGAUCGGGACGACGACGAGGACGAGGACUUCGAUGACGGCGCCACAUCGAACAGCAACAACAGCAACAGCCUGGACAACUACCACACGCCGGUGAACAAGAAGCGACGCGGACGCAAUCCGGUUGAGUUCAGUGGCUCGAAUCCAGUGCGCUCGUGCCGCCGCGACAAGCGCAACUCCAUGUACGAGGAGAUGGUGAAGUCGCACUACUUGCGCCCCACCAAGCGCAUCAGCUACCGCGAGGAGUUCAACGAGCAGGGCGAUCCCAUCAAGGCGAGCGAGCAGAACAGUGACGAAGAACCGCCCGAGUCGUCUGACAAUGAUUCGGAGGAGUUCAUCCCGCCCUCAUUGGUUCAAGUUCGUCGUUCAACCAUCAAGCGAGGCAGAGGCUCUCAGGCUGCGAGUGCCAAGAAGUGUUCGGUGUCAACGCGGUCCACCCGGCAUCAGGAGAAACAAAAGAUGGUGUCCUCCGGCGACUACAAAACACGCGGAAGCCGGGUAAGCAAGCACUUGGACCCGAACCCCACAGAGUACCAGUUCUUGCCCGUCGAGGAGGAGCAUGUAUUCCUCAUCGACUUUGGGCUGGCGUCUAAGUACCAGGAUCGCGGUGUCCACCGCCCCUUUAUCAUGGACCAGCGGCGGGCGCACGACGGCACGCUGGAGUUUACGUCGCGCGACGCCCACCUCGGCGCCCACUCGCGACGCAGCGAUCUAGAGUGCCUGGGCUACAACCUGGUGUACUGGUCGGAGGGCUACCUGCCCUGGAAGGACGUGGCCCAGCAGCAGCAGCAGGAGAAGGUGCACCGGGCCAAGGAGCUGUUCAUGACGGAUGUGCCGGAGAUGCUGCGCCAGUUCUACGGCAAGCAAGUUCCUAAGUAUUUGGGCGAGUUCCUGCAGCAGAUCGGUCAGCUGGCGUAUCAGGAGCGACCCAGUUAUGAGCGAUACCGCAAGAUAUUCCUGCGUGAGUACCAGCGCCUCGGAUUCGAUGCUAGCCAGAUGCGUCUGAGCAGCGAGGAGAUCCAGCGCACCUGUGUCUCCAUCAAGGACGAGGUGGACGGCAACAAGUGCGACAUCUUCGAGCUGAACAACAAGAUACCCCUGAAUGUGAUGCGCAACUCUGCGCUGAGCACUCCUUUCCAGGAGCACUCGCUCACGAAUCGCGUCUCGCCCAAGAACCUGCGCUCCAAGUCCAAUAAGAAGACGGCGAAAAAGAAGUUCUCCUGGGCGGAGGUGCUCUCCCAGGAUCCAGAUCAAAUUGCGCGCGAACGUGCCGUCAAGGAGUUUGAGCGGGAGGAGUCCAUCUGUCCCCUGCAAUCGCGUCUUCCUAAGCGUUAUGAGGGCAAGCCCACCUACGCCAUACUGGCCGUAGAGCAGAGUCGUCGCGACAAGGGUUUGGUUGUUCAAGAGCAUAAUCAAAAUGAAGACGAGGACGAAGACGAGGAAGAGGAGGAUGAAGAUGAAGAAGAGGAGGAGGAGGAGGAGAAUCUGGAGGCACAAGGUGAUGAGGAAGAAGACGACGAAGAGGAGGAGGAGGAUGAGGAAGAGGCUAUAGAUAGCGUCGAUGGCGAGGAUGAAGCGGAUGGUGCCAGAGCAUCAGAGAGUGACUGCUCUGACCAUUCCGAGCAAGCCAAGCGUGGUCGACCCAAGGGCAAGGCCCGCAAGCAGCCGGCUAAGAGCAAUCGCGUGGGGCGACCACCCAAGAAUCCGGGUGCCAUGAGAUUAGCCACCACCACCGGAGCUGCUGUGAGCAAGAACCGGUCAACGCCGCUAUCGGCCGUGGCCAGUAACAAACGUGGCUGCGCCACACGCAAGGAGAACGGCACUGGCACUGUGUGUGCCUCCGCCACCGGCGAGGGCGAGCGGAAACUGAAACUGAAGCCGAGCCGGUCGGCGGAGAAUCUGGAGAAACAGCAGCCACCACAACAACAACGUAAGAAGCGGCAGACGACACGCCGCUGUCUAUAUAAGACUGAAUCGCAUCUCGGCGGCGGGCACGAUGUGGAGAACAAUGCGAGCCUGCUGGACGUGCAAAACCUGUACGGCGAAUAUGACGAUGAGAACAGCUACGGCAAGGGGCGCAAUGUCCACUCGUCCAGGCAUUGUCGCAAGUGAUGGCCCGCAGAGGAUGACAGUUAGGAAUAGGAACUAGUGACGAUCGGAGUAGGAGAAAAGACGAGCGAAGAACAGAAAAGCUGAACAGAAGCACCCCAAUUCGUUUUCAAGUAUUUUUAGUGGUAAUUAAGUUACGAUACUUCCGAAACUCGAGCCACAGGAGUGAGAGCUGCGUCACGAUUCGAGGUUUUCGGUUUGUUAGGAUUUCAUAAGCAUUUUGAUUUGAAAAACUCGCUCAGCAGCCUAGGGAUGAGGAUGAAGAUUAUUGUUGAAAUAUAUAUUAUCCAUUCUAGCAUGUAGUCAGUCCCCCAAGCCCCCCUGUUUGUGUGAUUCGAAGGGUGUGCCGCCGGAGAAGUGCCCACCCAGUAGGUUACAAUUGGCCUUGAUAAUAGCAAAUCCUUGGAGUUUUAAUUUCGAUUUUAACUACUUUGCAAAUUGUAUGUUAGUUCGUUAGGUUAUUAUUAACGCCCCCAGAUGUAAGGACCCCGUUUCAGCCAACAUUUCAUGCGAAGGAAUGACGGUGCAUACUCUCCUCCACAAGUAUUUAAUAUAACUAGAUAAUGUUAUUUCGUAAACAUUGAUACAAGUCUAAGCUAGGAUAUGCGUGUGUAUAAACCAGCGGAAAUCAAUAAAUAAGAAGUGUAUUUCCUUAAAAAUUA
Molecule: messenger RNA, 4149 nt
Organism: Drosophila kikkawai
Lineage: Eukaryota; Metazoa; Arthropoda; Insecta; Diptera; Drosophilidae
Gene: bsd
Product: back seat driver
Biological process (GO): signal transduction; peptidyl-serine phosphorylation
Cellular component (GO): nucleus; cytoplasm
Molecular function (GO): ATP binding; protein serine/threonine kinase activity
Source: RefSeq, a predicted model, not a curated record